Carlito syrichta (Philippine tarsier) is the source of this 859-nucleotide messenger RNA. RefSeq names its product recoverin (gene RCVRN). Gene Ontology annotation, molecular function: calcium ion binding. Bases 105 to 713 code for a protein of 202 amino acids. NCBI's taxonomy places the organism in Eukaryota, Metazoa, Chordata, Mammalia, Primates, Tarsiidae. The record is from RefSeq and is a predicted model, not a curated record. The transcript has 3 exons.
UCUCCGUCUCCAUCUCAUACCAGCACUGAGCCCCAGCAGCCAGGGCACCACGCACAUCCCACCCACCCAGCGACUGCCCAGCCGCUGCCCACUCUCCCUCACCCAUGGGGAACAGCAGAAGCGGGGCCCUGUCCAAGGAGAUCCUGGAGGAGCUGCAACUGAACACCAAGUUCUCAGAGGAGGAGCUGUGCACCUGGUACCAGACCUUCCUGAAGGAGUGCCCCAGCGGCCGCAUCACCCAGCAGCAGUUCCAGGGCAUCUACGCCAAGUUCUUCCCUGAUGCCGACCCCAAGGCCUAUGCCCAGCAUGUGUUCCGCAGCUUCGAUGCCAACAGUGAUGGCACCCUGGACUUCAAGGAGUAUGUCAUCGCCCUGCACAUGACCAGCGCAGGAAAGACCACCCAGAAGCUGGAGUGGGCCUUCUCCCUCUACGACGUGGAUGGCAACGGAACCAUCAGCAAGAAUGAAGUGCUUGAGAUCGUCAUGGCUAUUUUCAAAAUGAUCAAGCCUGAGGAUGUGAAGUACCUUGCAGAUGAUGAAAACACGCCCGAAAAGCGAGCUGAGAAGAUCUGGAAAUUCUUUGGAAAGAAAGAUGAUGAUAAACUUACAGAGAAAGAAUUCAUUGAGGGGACCCUGGGCAAUACGGAAAUUCUGCGACUGAUCCAAUUUGAGCCUCAAAAAGUGAAGGAUAGGCUAAAGGAAAAGAAACCCUGAUGCCAACUGCUCAGCUCUCCUCCCUCCGCCCACCAUUCACACAACACCCGUGAGUGUACCUCUCUCUCUCACACAUACACGUACACACAACCCAGGCCAAGAAUGUGCGUACACACACACACUCAUGUACCCACACCCCAGAACCA